This is a messenger RNA of Punica granatum (pomegranate), 4933 nucleotides long. Lineage: Eukaryota; Viridiplantae; Streptophyta; Magnoliopsida; Myrtales; Lythraceae. The record is from RefSeq and is a predicted model, not a curated record.
CGCCAGGAAGCCCCCCGAGCCUCUCCGCCGGGCCGUCGCCGACUGCCUCUCGUCCCCCAGCCCCGCCCACCAUGGCCCCCCUCUUCCUCCUCCUGCUCCUCCCAUUCCUCGGCUUCCACCGAGGCCUCUCGGACUCUUCGGGUGCGUAAUUACUCCCUUCUCGUUCUUGAUUUCGCUGGGCCGCGUUUAGAUCUCGAGAGGAUUCUGGAGCUGGGUCUCACUUCAAAAUCGUAGCUUUUGCGCAUUCGGUGACUGGGGGAGGUUUGGGUGGCAGUGGGGGAUUGGCCUCCAUGGUGAUUGCGAGUGACCCGGAUGCAGAUUUGGAAUCUAUGUUAUCGUGUAAUGUAUUAAAUUGUGAUCUAGCUAUAGUUGGAAUGGUUUUUGCGGUUCGUUUGGUAGAUGAGAGAAGGAAAAAAAGGAAAGUAAAAGCUGGAAAAGGGAAUCUUUUGCUGGAUUUGUUGUUGAAAGGGGACAGCUUGCUGGCUGAUGUGGGGCCACUGACUGCACACUGAGGUUCUUGUUGGCUCAAAAGCAAUGGAUUUCAUUUCUCCUGUAUUUUUCUUGGCAACAAACAGAGCAUGGGUUGAUCAUUGGGUGGAAGAUAAUGCCCCAUCAUGUGAUUAUCUCGCAUCCCCUUCAACGACUGAUCUUGCGUACAGUGUCAUUAUUGAACAUGCUAUAGCCGAGAAAGAGCGCAGUCCAGCAGUUGUUGCAAGCUGUGUGGCUCUUCUAAAAAGAUACCUUCUAAGAUAUAGACCCGGUGAGGAGACGCUCCAGCAGAUUGACCGAUUUUGCAUGAGCAUAGUCGCCGAAUGCGACAGUCUGACCCGAAGAGUGGGUCCUCGAUCCGGACCUUUGAGCCAACCUGCUGCUUCUACGUCAUCCUCAAAUGUCACUUCUCCUCGUGCUCCUCUACCAGUUUCUAGUUUCGCUUCUGCAGCUCUCAUUAAGUCCCUAAAUUAUGUUCGGUCCUUAGUGGGCCAACACAUCCCGAAACGAUCAUUCCAGCAUGCAGCUUUCGCUGGAAGUGUUUCUGCCUCCAAACAUUCUCUCCCUGCGCUGUCUUCCAUGUUGAAGAGGUCUUUCAAUUCACAAUUGAACCCCACUAAUGUUUCCGAAUCCUCAGAAGGCAAAGAUGACACGAACUUAUCUGUCUCCAGCAAGUUCAGUCUCAAGAAGUCUGAAUUGGUUGAAGACCUGGAGCACAUUGCUGAUGAUGUCCUCAAGUGGCGGUGGUUGAGGGAACAGAAAUCACGGGCGUCAGCUGAAAGCGACCAUAUUGUCCACCCACAAGACAUGAAUGCCCAUAAUUUCCUAGAAGUGGGUGCAGCAGCCUUACUUGUUGGAGAUAUGGAAGCCAAAAUGAAGGGGCAGCCAUGGAAGUAUUUUGGGACCGCUGAUAUGCCUUAUCUCGAUCAGCUCCUGCAGCCUUCUCCUGUCACAACAGUGACCAAUCCUGCCUCCUCAAGUUCUCAUCUCAGAGCGAUAACAGCCUCUAAACGGACUAAAGCUGGUCCUCGGCAAAUUUGGGAGGAAUCUUCAGUGAGCACAUUCCGUCCACGUGCUCGUCCACUCUUCCAGUAUCGUCACUACAGUGAACAGCAGCCUUUGAAGUUGAAUCCAAAUGAGGUGUGUGAGGUGAUUGCUGCAGUCUGCUCAGAGGAACCUUUUUUGGUGAAUCCUAACGUCAUGACGGUAUCAUCGAAACUGAGUAAAAGCGGGAAGCCAUCAAUGGAUGCGGCUGUGAGCGUUCUGAUCAAACUCAUCAUUGACAUGUAUGUCUUGGACCCAGGGAUCGCCGCUCCUCUUACCCUGUCUAUGCUUCAGGAAAUGCUUUGUUCCAAUAGAAAGGAGUGCAGGAUUCGGGCUUUCGAUUUGAUUCUAAACCUUGGAGUUCACGCUCAUCUUUUAGAGCCAGUGAUGACUGAUGUUGCUCCCACAAUAGAGGAAGAGUAUUCUCAAGAGACGUAUCUUGAUGGGGAACCUCAGCUCACGAGUGAAGAGAAUGCUAAGAAUCCUUCCAAGACAGCAGGAUCUUCAUCGGCCAUCGAUGAUUUCGAGACUUGGAUCCUGAACAUUCUUCAUGAGAUUCUCUUGUUUCUGGUCCAGAUGGAAGAGGAGGAGGAAUCUGUUUGGGCUGCGGCUUUGAGCUGUUUACUUUACUUCGUUUGCAGUCGGGGCAAAAUAUCAAGAAAGAGAUUAAAUGGCCUUGACAUUAGGGUUGUUAAGUCACUUAUGGAGAUCAGCAGGAGGAAUUCUUGGGCCGAAAUUGUUCAUUGCAAGCUCAUUUCCAUGCUAACAAACAUGUUUUAUGAACUUUCUGAUGAAUCUGCUGAAUCCACCAUAAGUACUCCUGUAUUUCUUGUUGAUCAAGUUGACUUGAUUGGAGGGAUUGAGUUUAUCUUCCUUGAGUAUUCACUUGCAAACUCAAGAGAAGAGAGGAGAAAUUUGUACUUGGUGCUCUUUGACUAUGUUCUGCAUCAAAUAAACGAGACGUGCAUAGCUACUGGGGUUUCAGAAUACACGGUUGAUGAGAUUCAGCCUCUUGCCACCUUGCUUACUCUUGUUGAUGCACCCGAAGCCUUUUACAUCUCCGUGAAACUUGGAGUUCAGGGCCUCGGUGAGAUCUUGAGGAGGUCAAUAUCUGAAGCACUUGCCAGAUAUCCAAAUAGUGAACGAUUGAACAUGCUCCUCGAGAAUAUAACUGAGAGGUAUGAUGUGCUGGUGAGUUCAUUCACUCACUUGGACAAGGAGUUCUCUCACAUGAUACAGAUAACCAAAUCUUACAAGCUCCCCAAAAGCAUCGAGGACCCUUACUUGAGAACAGGCAUCGGCUCGAAAGUGAACCGCUACUGGUCCACCCUCCACUGCCUUCUUCACUCACAUAGCAUUGCUUGCCGGCAGAAUGGGUAUAUUUGGUUGGGCGAUCUCCUCAUUUCAGAAAUCAGCGAUGAGAAGGACUCAGACAUAUGGUUGAACAUUAAUACUUUGCGGCGGAGAAUUUCUCGGGUUGGAGUUGCAGAAUCUUCAGUUGCUUCAGACAUUCCUUUACCUGUCUGGCUCUUCUGCGGGCUUUUGAAGUCAAAGGACUCGUUUAUAAGGUGGGGCUUCUUAUUCGUUCUCGACCGGCUUCUAAUGCGGUGUAAGUUUCUCUUAGAUGAGAAAGAGUUGAUGCUCUUUAGCAGUGGCAAUCCUGAGCAUACACAAGAAGAUAGCCAUCUCAAUAAGGCCAAUGCGGUGAUCGAUAUUAUGAGCAGUGCGUUGUUGCUGCUCUGCGUGAUAAAUGAAACAGAUCGCAUCAACAUUCUAAAGAUGUGUGACAUUCUCUUCUCCCAAGUCUGCCUGAAAGUUCCUCCUGCAACCCCAACCACACAAGGAGACGGGGCCCAGGGUAUGCUGACGAACAAGAAAAACUAUGCCAUUCCCAAUGAACCGCUUUUUCAGAAAGAGAACUCCAGAAGAGUCGACCUGAAUGAUACUACAUGCGCCCGACCGAGCGAUAAUAGUAAUGGCAGCCUUUAUUCGGGAACAGCUUCAAUGGCUGCUCUUCUUCUUCAGGGACACGCUGUGGUCCCAAUGCAACUGAUUGCCAGAAUUCCUGCUGCUUUAUUUUAUUGGCCGUUGAUUCAACUUGCUAGCGCUGCAACAGAUAACAUUGCAUUGGGCGUCGCUGUUGGAAGCAAAGGAAGGGGAAACCUUCCUGGGGCUGCAUCAGAUAUUCGGGCCACUCUCUUGUUGCUUCUUAUUGGGAAGUGUACUGCUGACCCCUUGGCUUUUCAGGAAGUUGGUGGAGAAGAAUUUUUCAGGGGACUUUUGGAUGAUACAGACUCAAGGGUGGCUUAUUAUUCUUCAGCUUUUCUUUUGAAGAGGAUGAUGACAGAAAAACCGGAGAAGUAUCAGCACAUGCUUCAAAAUCUUGUUUUUAAAGCUCAGCAGAGCAACAAUGAGAAGUUGUUGGAGAACCCCUACCUUCAGAUUCGUGGCAUUCUUCAGUUGGCAAAUGAUCUAGGAAUUGAGUUGUGACCUUGGGACUUCCAAUUUCUCGAAGUACAUCCCAAGUUUUUUUAUAAAGAGGACAAUUAACAAUCCCCCAUUUCCCUGUUGAUGAUGCAUGUAAAAAUCACAAGUUGAAGUGCUGUGCAAAAUGCACAUUGUGAGAAAGCCAUUCCGAUCUAUAAGAUCACUGGCUUUAAGAGAAACAGAAAAGCUGGGACGUCGGUCCGCACUUAUCCAAAAAUACUGGGGGGACUGAGGUUCUUGAAAGUCCCAAGCAUGUAUAUUCUUCGAGCAACAUCUGUGAUGCGGAAAAUAUGCAGUGCUGAGCUGAGGUUUUUGGGUCUGGAAUUCAUUGAGGAUGGGCCCGAGGAAAUUCAUCCUGAAAAUCAUGCAUUUCACCAUUGCACUGCAUCAAACUUCCUUCUUUCUCAGGGUUUCACUGUUCAUGGGAUUGAGUGAAUGCAUCCUCAGCUUGGCAGUCCAUUAAUUUUCCAGGAGACAACCGCCAAAAGAUUGGAGGAAAUUCCUCUAUCGUCCCGGUUGCAAAUCUCCUUGCCUCCUUCUUGACCCAAUGGAGUGAAUUUGUGGGUCGACUCACCGGUUAAGUUUGCAGGUCCGGUGCUGUAUUUGGAACUGACUCGUCUUGUAGGCUUUGUGACAAUAGGAUCUUGUUUACUAACAAGGCAUCAAUGUGAGGUGUCCAUUAUUAGGGUCAUCUUCCAAGGAUGCUUGUUAUGGUUUUUAUUUUUUAUUUUCUUUUUUCACCCUGUAAAUAUUUUCAUGGGUUGUCCUUUUAUCCCUUUUGUUGUCUGUGUUUUUGGCCUAUGUUUUUGCCAAAUUGCGGGUGUUUGUAAAGUGGUUGAGAAACUUACAAUUUCAUGUAAGAAAAUUUUGCUUGCUUCAUAGUUAAUGCAUGAAAAGUUUUGUUCUUUGGUUU